Alnus glutinosa is the source of this 1220-nucleotide messenger RNA. Its product is annotated as mitochondrial ATP-independent inner membrane protease subunit 2-like. The transcript has 5 exons. Gene Ontology annotation, molecular function: serine-type endopeptidase activity. Lineage: Eukaryota; Viridiplantae; Streptophyta; Magnoliopsida; Fagales; Betulaceae. The coding region runs from base 91 to 711 and encodes 206 amino acids. The record is from RefSeq and is a predicted model, not a curated record.
CCUCACACUGAGCCUAUAGUAUUCUUCUGAAGGCCGAACCUCGUUAAACAACAACAAAAAAAAUAAGACUGGUCUGAGUCUCUGUUUGCGAUGGUUUCCCUAUCAACGUGGUUUCGGUACAUAGCCCACAAGAUCGAGUACUCCGUCUCUCUUAGCUGGAAGGACUAUCAAAGAGGUCAAAUAUCCAACAGAGAAGCAGGCGAUGCGAUUUGGAAGAAUCUACUUCAGGGACGGUUGACGUACUUGCACUGGAAUAAGGGUGAGGAAAUGACUCCUACUACAGGUGCUCAAGGGGGAACUCUUCUCGUCCGGAAAAUACCAGCUGCAGAUCCGACGCGUGUUUUUGUUGGAGAUGUUGUAGUGUUGAAGGACCCCCAGAAAUCAGAUAACUAUCUAGUCAGAAGAUUGGCUGCUACUGAAGGGUAUGAAAUGGUCUCUAAGGAUGAAAAAGAUGAGCCUUUUGUUCUUGAAAAGGAUGAGUGCUGGGUGUUGGCUGACAAUGAAAACAUAAAGCCUAAGCAGGAAGCCAACGACAGUCGAACAUUUGGUCCAGUGCCCAUGACUGACAUUGUUGGCAGAGUAAUAUAUUGCCUGCGAACGGCUGUAGAUCAUGGCCCUGUGCAGAAUAGUCAUUUCAGUAUGAGAGAGGAUUCACCAGUGUUGGAAGUCGAACUAGAUGUUGAUGAGAUGGCAAAAAAUCACAAAGCCUAAAAUUCUGCCCCACAUAAAGCACUGACUUAGUUUGUAUGUAUUGUUCUUUCCUCCCAAUUUUCCAAUUGGAUUUCUUUUUUGCUUGAACUACAAGGGAAAAAUAAAAGGAGGACUUUAAAUUGUUCAUCGGCUAUGGAAGGGUGGUGUAUUUAUUGUUUCCUUGACCAGGUUUUCCGAUCGGGUAGUCCGGUCUUUCUUUCCAAACUGAUGCAUAUGAAGCGGCCUCUGCCGAAUUGAGUUUCGGCUAUAUUUGACUUUACUUUGGAAAGAUAUUGUAGUCUUAAAACUAGCCAAAAGAGUGGAAGGGAAUCAAUCUUGUUGCUGUUCUGGAUGCUUAUAUUGGACCUCUUUGGCUUGCCUUUAAUUGCCUAUGAGCUUACCAUUGCCAAGUGUUGAAGUGUAACAUCUGGUUCUGAAAACUCCCUAUUUUUCACACCAACUGCUGGCCAUUAUUGGGCUUGUUUUAAGACUCUUUAUGCUCUAAAAUCAGUGCGAUUGUCUUCUACACA